CAUCUUCGGUGGAUCCAAUGAGGUAACGCCGCGUUCUGGGCCCGAGUGCAACCAGUAAACCGGUGAUAAGGGGAACUAAAACUCCCAACAGAGACAGCAGAGAGACUGCAAAUCAAGGCAGUUCGUAGUGAACUGGUCUUAGAAUCUCCCGCUGAAAGUGUACUGUGUGGAAGCUCCUGUACAGCUUCAUCUGAUCACCCGGAGAACCUGUGAACAGCUGGGUGGAUGCAGGUGAAGUGAGACAAGUUCCUGAUGUGAUAAAGCUCAUCAUGGGAGUAAGGAUCCAGAUGUUGGUUGCUCUCACCUCUCUUCUUCUUGCCCUGUUCCCUUCUCUCACAGUGACUGUAGCUGUGAUGUCAGUUGACCUUGGGAGUGAGUGGAUGAAGAUGGCAAUAGUAAAACCUGGUGUGCCAAUGGAGAUUGUUCUCAACAGGGAGUCGAGAAGGAAAACGCCCACAGUGGUCUGCCUAAAGGAAAACGAGAGAUUAUUUGGAGACAGUGCAUUAGCAGUGUCUGUGAAAAAUCCCAAAACAGUUUAUAGACAUCUGCAAAGCCUUCUGGGUAAAAAGCAUGACAACCUGCAGGUGAAGGUCUAUCAGAGAUGUUUUCCUGAGCAUCAGCUGCAGGGUGACCCGGUGAGAGGAACAGUUCACUUCAACAACUCCCUAGAAACUCAUUACUCACCUGAGGAGCUGCUGGGGAUGAUUUUGAAUUAUUCGCGUGGGUUGGCUCAGGACUUUGCAGAACAGCCGAUCAAAGACGCAGUCAUCACCGUACCAGCUUUUUUUAACCAGGCAGAGCGAAGGGCAGUCUUGCAUGCUGCACAGGUGGCAGGUUUAAAGGUUCUUCAGCUCAUCAAUGACAAUACAGCCGUGGCCUUGAAUUAUGGUGUUUUCAGAAGGAAAGACAUAGACGGCACAGCCCAGAACGUCAUGUUUUAUGAUAUGGGCUCAGGCAGCACGACGGCCACCAUAGUCUCAUACCAGACGGUGAAAACCAAAGAGUCUGGUACCCAGCCACAGCUACAGAUCCAGGGAGUUGGGUAUGAUCGAAGUCUUGGGGGCUUUGAGAUGGACCUGCGGCUGCAGGACCACCUGGCCAAGCUGUUCAACGACCAGAAGAAGAGUCCGAAGGACGUGAGACAGAACCACCGAGCCAUGGCCAAGCUCCUUAAAGAGGCACAGAGGCUGAAGACGGUGCUGAGUGCAAAUGUUGACUUCAUGGCCCAGGUGGAAGGCUUGAUGGAUGAUAUCGAUUUCAAAGCGAAGGUGACUAGAGUGGAGUUUGAAGAACUGUGUUCUGAUCUGUUUGAGCGGGUCCCUGGGCCGGUGCAGGAGGCCCUCACAGCAGCAGACAUGAAGCUGGAAGAUAUUGAGCAAGUGAUUUUAGUAGGGGGUGCCACUCGUGUCCCCAAGGUUCAGGAAGUGCUGCUCAAAGCUGUGGGGAAAAUGGAGCUGGGGAAAAACAUCAAUGCAGACGAGGCGGCGGCAAUGGGAGCUGUAUACCAGGCAGCUGCUCUCAGUAAAGCCUUCAAGGUCAAACCCUUCCUGGUCCGAGACGCAGCCAUCUUCCCCAUUCAGGUGGAGUUCAACCGGGAGGUGGAGGAAGAGGAGGGAAUCAAAACCCUGAAACACAACAAGCGCAUCCUGUUCCAGAGGAUGGCGCCCUACCCGCAGCGGAAAGUUAUCACCUUCAAUCGCUACACUGAUGACUUCGCCUUCAAUAUCAACUAUGGAGACCUCAGCUUUCUAAGUCAGGAGGACCUCAGUGUGUUCGGCUCUCUGAACCUGACGACGGUCAAACUGUCUGGAGUGGGCCACAGCUUCCAGAAGCAUGCCGAUGCUGAGUCCAAGGGGAUCAAAGCUCAUUUCAACAUGGAUGAAAGUGGAGUUCUGCUGCUGGACCGGGUGGAGUCGGUCUUUGAGACAGUUGUGGAAGAGAAGGAAGAGGAAUCUACUUUAACUAAACUGGGCAACACCAUUUCCACGCUGUUUGGAGGAGGGUCCUCUGAGCCAACUCCAAAUGUAACCGAACCCGUCCAGGAGGAAGAGGAAGUUCCUCCUGAGUCUGGGAAGGAGAGCAACGAGGCCCAGAAAAAUGAGGAGAAGGACAAUGAGACUAAAAACGAUUCAGGGAAAAGUCCAACAGAAGAGAAAAACGAGGAGAAACCAGAGGACACAACCAGUAAAACAGAGACUCCGCAGGAAAAAGGUGACCAGAAAUCAGAAAAUGCCGAGAUGGAGAAAAAGACAAAACCUCAGAAAAGAACCAAGAUAUCGGAAGAUGUCGCCAUGGAAUUUCUCAUCAAUGACAUUAUGGACCCCACUGCUGAGGACCUCAAUUCCUCAAAGAAGAAGCUGCAGGACUUGACAGACAGAGAUCUAGCAAAACAGGAAAGGGAGAAGAUCCUGAACAGUCUGGAAGCAUUUAUCUUUGAGACGCAGGACAAGCUGUACCAGGAGGAUCACCAGCAGGUGGCGACAGAGGAAGAACAGGAGCAGAUCUUGAGCAAGCUGAAGGAGGCUUCCGACUGGUUGGACGAGGAGGGCUAUGGUGCCAGCACCAGGCAGCUGAAGGAGAAGCUGUCUCAGCUCAAAGGGUUGUGUAAGGACGUGUUCUUCAGGGUGGCAGAGCGAAGGAAGUGGCCGGAGCUGCUGACUGACCUCGACAACACACUCAACACAUCCAACUUCUUCCUCAGGGGUGCCAAACUGAUUCCAGGGGAUGACCAAAUAUUUACAGAAGUUGAGCUAAAUAUGUUGGAAAAAGUUAUCAAUGAAACUACGGUUUGGAAAAACGAAACGGUGGCAGAACAGGAGAAGCGAUCUCCGCAUGAGCGGCCAGUCCUGCUGUCCAGAGACAUCGAGUCUAAGCUGCUCCUGCUGCAGCGGGAAAUGAACUACCUGCUGAACAAAGCCAAAUUUGCAAAGCCAAAGCCUAAACCUAAAGCCAAGAAUGAGACGAGCACAGACGCAGGCAACAAAGUCAAUGCCACAACAGAAGAAAAGGUUAUUCCUCCCACAGAGGAAAGCAAGAACCUAAAGAGCGCAGAAAGCUUAGAAGAACAGGAGCCAGGUGAAUCCCCGCCCACUGAAGAGGGCACUCCACAUACAGCUACUGGCAGCCAAGCACAACCCACAGAAGAGUCCCUGAGCAAAGAGUCUGCAGAGAGUGCUGCACAUGGAAACCAUGUAGAAGAUGAAUUAUAACAACUGGACCUGAGGCGGGAAAAGAAAAUCACUAUUUAUUGACACAUUUUCAACUUUAUUUGCCUUUUUUUAAUUUUCUUUUUUUUUUUUUUAUUACCCUGUUUGUUCAGUUCCUGGGCUGAUUCUGGUUAAAGGCUGGAGAAUAUUCCUUCCACCUCUUUCCCUCCCUGCCACUUUGUCCCUUCAUCUCUUCUGGUCUCUUUGGAGUUUGAGCAUUGGACAUUUUGAAGAAGUAGGCUAUGAAUAAAUACAGCCUGAGACCAUUUGGCACAAAAUUGAAAAUCUCUAGAAUUAUAUUUGCAAAAACAACACAAAAAAAAACAAUGAACUGAGAUGAAGCCAACUUUAUAUUUAAGUAUAUCAGCAGUAAUUCCCAUGUUUGUUGUUCUAAAUCUGAUAUUUGCCGAGACCAACUUGAAUGAAGAGGCCAAGUUUAAAUGCAUCAACAAACUGGAAUAGUUGAAGCAACGUCUCCAGAUGUCAGCAACAUUUUCACUGAAUCAUUUGAAUAUCGGAGAAAUCGAUGCCUAGUGAACUUCACAUUAGCGGAGCUCGGUCGCUAUGCUAGCAUCCGUUUUAUUUGUUCUAAUUACCAGCAUAGAUGCGAUUGAGCUUUAUUAAGAGAAAAAUACUUGGCCAGGUAUGGUCCGUCAUGUAGCUAUAAAGCUAUAAGUAUUGCAAAUGAUUGGUCCAGUCAUUAGGUCUGCUCAUCAGUCAGUCUUUCUCUUACUUAAAGGUGUGAAUGGUAAAUAUAUCUGUGAAGAAAUGUCAUUGGUUUUCACUGUUAAACGCCCAGAGUGGUUUUUUUUGUUUUUAUUUCUCUUUAAACUGGUUCUUGUGCUAAAUCUGAGCUGUUGCCAGUUCUUGUCUCAUGAACUGAAAAGACCAAUCUUGGCACUGUACAACUGGUUCUGUCUCAGUCGGUCAGAGGAAGGAGAGAGGAUCAUAUAGAACCCACUAGCCAAUAAAAUUUGAGUCCUACGUUUAAAACUCCGGAGUUAGUUUCAGUUGUAGACUAAUCAAAACACUGGCGUGACAUCAGGCCCAUUCUGUAAUGUUGGGAAUUUAGACCAGUGUGUCACAUUGAGCUUCUACAGUCCCAUUUUUCACUUAAUGGCUGUAGUGUGUGUGUGUGUGUGUGUGUGUGUGUUCACAUGGACUCACUGUUGGUGGAUAAUAGAAAUAAUGGGAUCUGUUAAGAUAAAGUGUCUCUCUAUGAGAAGUGAAGAAAUGAUGAUGUGGCAAACUAAGUAAUUCAACUGGCAGUGGUUUUAUAGAACCCGUUUAGAACCUGGUUGGUGUCAAUCCUUCUUUACCACUUUAGUUCAAGAAACACAUCUGUGAUGCAGAUUGUUACCACAUUGGCUUCACCAGAACCGCCUUGGGGGGAGAGGGGCCUUUGGGUUUAAUUUGUGGUUCUUUGAAGGGAAUAACUAAAGGCAGUAAAAAGAGAUGAAAUAUUUGUUUCUAAACCAUGAAUAAAGUUUUUCUUUUUAAAUUAAA
Molecule: messenger RNA, 4712 nt
Organism: Gambusia affinis (western mosquitofish)
Lineage: Eukaryota; Metazoa; Chordata; Actinopteri; Cyprinodontiformes; Poeciliidae
Gene: hyou1
Product: hypoxia up-regulated 1
Exons: 25
Coding region: 270-3209 (979 amino acids)
Biological process (GO): endoplasmic reticulum unfolded protein response; negative regulation of hypoxia-induced intrinsic apoptotic signaling pathway; cellular response to hypoxia
Cellular component (GO): endoplasmic reticulum chaperone complex
Molecular function (GO): ATP binding; ATP-dependent protein folding chaperone
Source: RefSeq, a predicted model, not a curated record